This is a messenger RNA of Paramecium sonneborni, 243 nucleotides long. The record is from the annotation of a GenBank genome assembly. NCBI's taxonomy places the organism in Eukaryota, Ciliophora, Oligohymenophorea, Peniculida, Parameciidae.
AUGUAUUCAAUAUUUUAUGACACACAUUAUUUUGAAUACUCUAUCAUAGGCUAUAGCUUUGAUAAUUUCUUAAAUGUGGCAUCGGCUAUUCCUUUUGAAUAAUAGGAAGAUUAAGACUAAUAAAAACAAAUAGGUUAAGAAUCAGAAAACAUUAAAAACAAAGCUUUCCCUUCUUUAGAAGAAGAUUCUGUUAUCCUUACAAAUAAAAAUUUUAAUCAAAACAUUGAUUAUUUACAAAAAUGA